This is a messenger RNA of Dipodomys ordii (Ord's kangaroo rat), 588 nucleotides long. Its product is annotated as proproteinase E-like. Lineage: Eukaryota; Metazoa; Chordata; Mammalia; Rodentia; Heteromyidae. The record is from RefSeq and is a predicted model, not a curated record. Bases 1 to 588 code for a protein of 195 amino acids. The transcript is spliced from 6 exons. Gene Ontology annotation, biological process: proteolysis. Gene Ontology annotation, molecular function: serine-type endopeptidase activity.
AUGGAGGAACACUGGCAGCCCAAUGGGGCUUCCCAUGCCAAUGGGAAGAUCAGCAGCACAGUGAGUGGGUGGAGCUGCCCCCUGGCUCUGGAGCUGGCACCGUGGCAGGAGUUGCACUGCUUACUGGUGGUGCUGUUGAGUGCAGCAGGUCCUGACCCUAAGGCUGGCAAUCUCAAGUGUGGCCACCCAUGCUCUGUGCUCCUUGGCCUCCAGGUCUCCCUGCAGUAUGAGAAAGAAGGAGCCUUCCAUCACACCUGCGGUGGCACCCUGAUCGCCCCCGACUGGGUCCUGACUGCAGGACACUGUAUCUCGUCCUUGCUGACCUAUCGGGUGGUGCUGGGUGAGUAUGACCGGGCUGUGGAGGAAGGGCCUGAGCAGGUGAUCCCCGUCAACCCUGAAGGUCUCUUUGUGCACCCCGAGUGGAAUGAUAAAUGUGUGGCCUGCGGCAAUGAUAUCGCCCUGGUCAAGCUCUCUCGAAGUGCCCAGCUGGGAGAAGAAGUCCAGCUUGCCCGCCUCCCCCCUGCUGGUGACAUCUUACCUAAUGGAGAACCCUGCUACAUUAGCGGCUGGGGCGUCUCUCCAACCUAG